Molecule: messenger RNA, 2340 nt
Organism: Hyaena hyaena (striped hyena)
Lineage: Eukaryota; Metazoa; Chordata; Mammalia; Carnivora; Hyaenidae
Gene: RAC1
Product: Rac family small GTPase 1
Exons: 7
Coding region: 216-851 (211 amino acids)
Biological process (GO): cortical cytoskeleton organization; regulation of cell shape; motor neuron axon guidance
Cellular component (GO): cell cortex; cytoskeleton; dendritic spine
Molecular function (GO): GTPase activity; GTP binding; protein kinase binding
Source: RefSeq, a predicted model, not a curated record
CAUUUCCUGUUUCUCCGCAGUUUUCCCCAGCUUUGGGUGGUGGCCGCUGCUGGUCUCCGGCUUCCCGUUGGCGGAGGGCGAGGCGGCGUGGACAGCGGCCCCGGCACUCUGCGCCCCGCUGCCCGCAGCUGCGCGCCCGUUCGCCCGCCGCGCCCCGAGCCCGCCGCUUCUUGCCUCAGCGCCCGGCGGCCGCCGCGGCCCAGCGAGCGGCCCAAAUGCAGGCCAUCAAGUGUGUGGUGGUGGGAGACGGAGCUGUAGGUAAAACGUGCCUACUUAUCAGUUACACAACCAAUGCAUUUCCUGGAGAAUAUAUCCCCACUGUUUUUGACAACUACUCUGCCAACGUUAUGGUGGAUGGAAAACCGGUGAAUCUGGGCUUAUGGGACACAGCUGGACAAGAAGAUUAUGACAGAUUACGUCCCUUAUCCUAUCCGCAAACAGUUGGAGAAACGUAUGGUAAGGAUAUAACCUCCAGGGGCAAAGACAAGCCGGUUGCCGAUGUAUUCCUAAUUUGCUUUUCUCUUGUGAGUCCUGCAUCAUUUGAAAAUGUUCGAGCAAAGUGGUACCCUGAAGUGCGACACCACUGUCCCAACACCCCCAUCAUCUUGGUGGGAACCAAACUUGACCUCAGGGACGACAAAGACACGAUUGAAAAACUGAAGGAGAAGAAGCUGACUCCCAUCACCUACCCGCAGGGUUUGGCCAUGGCCAAGGAGAUCGGUGCUGUAAAAUACCUGGAGUGCUCGGCGCUCACGCAGCGAGGCCUCAAGACAGUGUUUGAUGAAGCCAUUCGAGCAGUUCUGUGCCCCCCUCCCGUCAAGAAGAGGAAGAGAAAAUGCCUGCUGUUGUAAAUGUCCGGGCCCCUCUCCUGUCCCCCUCGGAACCUUUGUAUGCUUUGCUCAAAAAUGGUGGAGCCUUCGCACUCAAUGCCAAGUUUUUGUUACAGAUUAGUUUUUCCAUAAAACCAUUUUGAAUCAAUCGGUAAUUUUUAGGUUUUAUUUGUUUCAAGUUUAAGACUUCAAACUUUCACAUUAUAUUAAAAUUUAGCCCUAAAAUGGCAAGCGUUCUUAAAGCCUUAUUUUUUAAAAGCCCCUGUUCUUGCUCAGAUUAAGAGUUGCCAAAAUAUCUUGUGAACUAAGUUGAAUCGUUGUGCUGAGAACACUAAGCACUAAACCGUUUACGACCUUUGUCUUUGAGGAGAGACUGCAGCGUCUCCAGUCGGGAAACGCAGAUGCCCGCUAGCUAGUCUCAGGCGGGAGCGCCCACCACCUCCUCCCUGCGCAGCCCGUGUGCGCCCCUGGCACGUGCUGUCCUUGCAGAACGAGUGUAAUAGCUCAGCUCUCUGGAUCAAUCUUUUUAAUUUUGUAGUGAUUUUUUUUUUUUUUUUUUAAAGUUAGUGUAACUGCUUUGGCUGAGAUUUGGAACCGCCCUCUGGCUCCCGUCCCCGUGACGCAGGGGCCACUGUGGCCAGGGGCGCACCGGGGCGGGCAUGCGCACCACAGGACGCGAUCAGAGGAUGAAGACAGUAUUCUGACAAAACAUGGAGGUUAACUUAACACUACACUGUGCACGUCAUUAUUAAGCCGAAAGUGUCACGGGUAAAAUCCUAGAAGAUUAAUUUCUGUCAUGCAGCGAACGAUGAAAGGUCGGGAUCAUCACUAAGUGUUUUAAGCUUUUUUUCUUAGACCUGCCAUCCCUCUUGAGAUCGGGCAUUUAAUUCAUCUUUGAACUGGUCGUUCCCAUAGUUGCUAACUUAGUGCUUUUCUUAUAGAACCCUUCUUAAUGAGCAAUAUGCCUCCUUGUAUUAUAAAAUCUUUCUGAUAACGCAUUAGACAUUUCUUUUGUAGAUUAGUGAAAGUGCAUUCCUGUUCACAUUACUUUAUUCAGAGCUAUUAAGCGCUUUCCUUAGUUUUCUAGUAAUUAGGUGUAAAAAUUGUGUUGCAGCUUUACAGUUUUUGAAAUAUUUUAGAUAUUCCUGAACUAUGAACUUUCUUAACAUCAUUGUCUUGCCAGAUCACCAGUACUGUACCUUGACUAAUGCUGACCCUCCGCCUUGCCUCCCCCCGACCCUUCCCCCCUGGACACAUGCUUCCUGUCGCUCUGCCUAACUAACCACGUUCCUUGGGUCUGUGAGGUUCCGUAAGCCCGUGCUCGUGCUAAUAACCACGUUCUGUACAACUUACCCGCUGGCAAGAAUAUAAGGUUGGACCUUUCAACCACUAUAACAAAAUUUUUUAAAUUGACCGUUGCAGACUUGUGGAGUGUUUUUACAUUGAUCUUUUGCUAAUGCAAUUAGCAGUUAUGUUUUGCAUGUAUGACUUAAUAAAUCCUUGAAUCAUA